CCAAAACUGAGAUAUCACAUGGCACACCACUUGAAAACGCUAACUUAUUCAUCAGUAUUUGGGUCAAAGAACAUCCGGGUAGAAUCUUUUACGUAGCUAUCCUGGGUUAGCUUUUACGCGGAGUGAACAUUUUAUGCAGUACCCGGCAAUUUUACCGCUCACACGCGUGUGUUUUUCCUUCGGAGACUAAUAUCAAUUCGGAUUGUCUUAAACCAUCAUGUUGUCUUGUUUGACAACAAUAUCGCAACGACAUGCUUGGCCUCCAAAUCAGGUUCAGCGAGUGACGUAUCGAUUCCUGUCAUCUAAGACUAAAGGUCCAUCCCGUGAGAAACUCCGUGCCAUUCCUUUCACGCAACACGUUGAAGCUGCCAACAGUAUUUUUAAAGAUUACCACGGCAGUGGAUUUUUUUCUGCUCGUGUCACCGACGCAGGAGCACCCCAAGAAAUAUUUUUACCGUUCUGGGUUAUUUCUUGCAGGGUCCAUGCUCAGAUAGUGCAAGCGCAAGUGGGCCACAAUGUCAUGAGGAAUGUGUAUAAUCCAGCCACAAAGCGUAAUGAAGUGCGAUAUGAUACACAGUGGACUUGGGUCUCGGAUCAGUACCGUUGGACACGGGAUUAUCUUCCAAUUGAGCACCCAGGAUUGCACAUAUAUGCCUCUCAUAAAUAUAGGCGUGGACUAGUGAAUUCCAUUCGCAGUGGACAAAGCUUACAGGAAGCUACUGCUUUUACACCACAGCUUUUCGAUCGACCUGCAUAUCCUGAUAUGAGCUCCGAUUAUCACGUCAACCGAACCGUCGACCCCUUCAACUUAUACCCAGCAACAGCCGUACGGUUCGCCAAAUCGUACAUUAUGUCGACUGAAGAAGACUACGCCGAUGCAUAUUUGAGAAAAGUGUACGCCGCCGAUCAAACACGCCUGGUGAAAGUCGAAGUCAAGCUCGAAAACGUGAAAUGUGCACCAGUGUAUUAUCCUGCGUACGUUUACACCGUCCAUUAUCUCGGUCGCAAUCUUCGUACAUUUAUAAACGGAAAUGAUUUGCGCGUCGGCGGUAUUCGCACAUACGAUUGGACGCGUGUUGCUGUAGUAUCUGCUGCUGGUAUGGCAACAGUCAUGACAAUGACAGGCGGUGUUGGUUGGGGUGGCAUUAGUGGAUCGUUCUGGAUCGGCGUUGUGCUACCGACUGUCAUGACUUCUAUGCUUGCCAUGUAUUUCCCUCUGAUCUCGCUGAGAUUCAGGGAUUGGAAGCGACAACAAGAGAUACAUUCUGCUGAACAGGAUCCACAUACAUGGGAUACAGAUUGGGUCGGUGCAUAUGAUGCAUUUGAGGACCAGCAGCGCUAUAAAACUUGGAAAUCCGAGAAUCAGUACUACCAACGACAAUCUAGGUUCUGGGGAGGAGGAGCAUCAUCGUCGUCAUCAUCAAGAUCAACGGAGGCAGAUAGCGAUCCUCAGGGCUAUUACCACACGUUGGGUGUCAGUCCCACUGCCACAACUGCGGAUAUCCAAUCAGCUUUUCGAGGACUUGCUAUGAGACAUCAUCCUGACAGGUAUUCUGAUCCUGAAGAAAAGAAGAAGGCGACCGCCCAAUUCCAGAAAAUUUCAGCUGCGUACAGUGUCCUUCGUGAUUCGCGGAAACGAAAAACUUAUGACAGCACAGGCCGAGUGUAGGAUUGACAUUCGGCACCUGAUGCCGAAUUGUAUGUCUUGUAUAUAAGUGAACUCCGCGUAAUAGACUUCAGAAAGCGUGCUUUUCUUCUUGUUUAACCUUCUUCAUCACUUCAAAUGGCUUCGAGUGGGGAAGAACUGAAUCCAAAAACAACUCGUUACGAGUUUCUCGGACCUGUGGGAGCCUUUGGUUUUGUCACAGCUUUGCCACUGCUCGUCUUGUUCUUUGCGAUCUGCUGCAAUGCUACCGGCUAUCCAUCGCAGUUUUUGUUGGCAGACCCAAAGGGUUACUUUUCGGAUUUGUUCUCGCUGGAAUUCGCGAAAACGCUCAUUGACCCUGUUGCCAUCCUCGUGUACCUUGGUUUUAUUACUAUUCUAGUAAUCUACGCUUUAGUUUUGGACGGUGACGUUGUUCCCGGUACCAAACUACGAAACGGUCAAAUUCUUAAAUACCGUAUGAACGGUAAGCG
This is a messenger RNA of Zychaea mexicana, 2136 nucleotides long. RefSeq lists its product as uncharacterized. The transcript is spliced from 7 exons. NCBI's taxonomy places the organism in Eukaryota, Fungi, Mucoromycota, Mucoromycetes, Mucorales, Lichtheimiaceae. The record is from RefSeq and is a predicted model, not a curated record. The coding region runs from base 218 to 1669 and encodes 483 amino acids.